CUCGCAGACCCAGCAAUUGGUUAGACCCAGAAAACGCCGAGUGCAGUGCAGGCUUGCGGCAAGUGAAGGGAGGUGUGUACGCAAAAGGACGAGACACCCGCAUUGAAGUUAAAAAAAAAAAAAAAAUCUUUUGGAGGUUUUAAACGCAGAACUUUUUGUCUGCGCCGCGCUUUUGUCGCAAAACAGGAUAUUUCAAGUACGAGGAAAAUUUCAGUGCGGUCCGGUACCUCCCUUGCUUUCAAGGUUUUGCAAAUGGCUAGUCCCGGUUUUGAUAUUGGGCGAAAUCAACCACAGCAUCAGCAUCAGCAGUCUGAAUCGGCUCCCGAACCAGCGUUUCAGGAGGCGCAGAAAUGGAUCGAGGCGGUCACGGGCCGACGCUUUGGUGACAAGGACUUCCGCGGCGGUCUGGAGAACGGGAUUCUGCUGUGCGAGCUGCUGAGCUCCAUUAAACCAGGACUGGUGAAGAAGAUCAACAGGCUUCCUACCCCCAUCGCUGGGCUGGACAACCUGACCCUGUUCCUGCGAGGCUGUGAGGAGCUGGGACUGAAGGGAUCGCAACUGUUCGACCCGGGAGACCUCCAGGACACCUCCGUACGCGCCAACCUCAAGGGCUCAGACUGCAGCAGAAAGUUGAAGAAUGUUCUGAUCACUAUAUACUGGCUGGGGAAGGCAGCCAACAGCUGCACGUCGUACAACGGGCCCACGCUGGACCUGAAGGAGUUCGAAGGCUUGCUGUCACAGAUGCGGAAGGAGUCGGAGGACACUGAGAGCCCAAAGCGGAAUAUCCGGGACAGCGGUUACAUAGACUGCUGGGACACAGAGCGCAGCGAAUCGCUCUCACCCCCGCGCCACGGACGGGACGACUCCUUCGACAGCCUGGACUCUUUCGGCUCCCGCUCGCAGCAGACCCCCUCCCCCGACGUGGUCAUCCGUGCCAGCAGCGAUGGCCGCGGCAGCGACUCCGAGACUGACGCUCCCCACAGGAAGCUGCCGGACGUGCGGAAGGACGACAUGCUGGCCCGCCGCACCUCCUACAGCGAGCCGCGCAGCGCCAUGCCCUUCAACCAGUACCUGCCCAAUAAGAGCAACCAGAGCGCCUAUGUGCCCACCCCCCUGCGCAAGAAGAGGGCGGAGCGCGAGGAGGGCCGGUCCAGCUGGAGCACCGCCACCUCCCCCAUCGGAGGAGACAGACCUUUCAGUCACCCUGAGACCAUCCAGGAGGAGGGGUCAGUGCAGGAGGAGGAGGAGGAGGAGGAGGGCAGGGUGCCCUGUAAGAGACCCGCGGGGCCACAGAGGGAGGCGGGGCCCGGCCCCAGGGUCUCGGGUCCCGGUCGGCAGAAAACGGUGACCUGGGGAGGGGAGAGCAGGGAGGCGGCGCCGCCCGCCUGGGAGGGCAAGGAGGAGCAGGAAGCGCGGCGGCUACGCAAGCUGGAGAAGGCGGGGAUCCGCGUGCUGCCCGCCGCCGUGCGCUACAGCAGCCUCAGGCCCGCGACGGGCGAGGAGCAGGAGAAGCAGGAGGCCCCGCCCCCCGUCCCGGACAUCAUCCUGCGCCGGGACAAUGACUUCCUGAAGCCGCAGCCCGAACAGGCCUGGGACUCGGGCGAGGAGGACGAGGAGGAGGAGGGGGAGGGCGGCGGCGGCGGCGAGCGGCGGGUGCCGGACGUGCAGCGGGACGACCUGGCCUCCCGCCGGGCCCGCAUGAGCCGCCUCGCCCCCCGGGUGCAGCAGCAAUUCCUGCCAGCCACCUGCAGCAGCAAGGACAGGGAGAGGUGGGAGGGGAUCCGCCGGGCCUCCCAGCAGGCCGCGCUGGAGAGGCUGCAGCAGCAGGGGGCGCUCAGUGAGAGUGAGCCCACGACUCCAGAGACGCCCAGCAUCAUCACACGCAAAGACAACCCCUUCCUGUGGCCCCGGCAGCAGAAACAGGAGGAUGAGGAGGAGGAAGGCGGGCAGGGGGGCGGCCCGCAGGCCGUACCCAAUGUGCAGAAGGACGAUCUGGCCCGCAGGAGAGCCCAGAGCGGGCCCCUCACUAACAAAGACCCCUUGCAGGCCUUCGUCCAGGCCUCCAUCACCCAGUCAGACAUGGAGAAGUGGCAGCGUCUCAAGAUAAACACUGAACCCAGUGAGAGCGAGGCCCCUCCCCCGGAGGUGCCGGACAUCGUCGUGCGUAAGGAGAACCCCUCCCUGCGGCCCCAGGAGGACAGAGGGGAGGAAGAGGAGGAGGAAGGCGGGCAGGGGGGCGGCCUGCAGGCCGUACCCAAUGUGCAGAAGGACGAUCUGGCCCGCAGGAGAGCCCAGAGCGGACCCCUCCCUAACAAAGACCCCCGGCAGGCCUUCGUCCAGGCCUCCAUCACCCAGUCCGACAUGGAGAAGUGGCAGCGUCUCAAGAUGACCACUGAACCCAGUGAGGUACCCCAAGCCCCCUUGUGCCAGGCCUGCCUGGAAAAAGGCUCCAUGCCCCCUGCCAUCCAGGCGGAGACGGCGGCACUGGAUGACCUGGCCAACCGCCGGGCCCGUGCCAACCGCCGGGCCGCGGGCAACCGGCAGCGGUUCGUGCACUUCGGCCCGGUGACCGAGAUCGACCAGAAGUGCUGGGAGAGGCUGAGCAUUGCGCGGCCGGGGGAGGAGGAGGAGGAGCAGGGGGCGGGGCCCGGGAACGAGGCGCAAACGCUCCGCCGCCUGCUCUCCGCCGCCGCCGUGGCCACGCCCACUAUCGGGCUGGGCUCCCAGCUCACUGAGCGGGUUGCCAGCCACAGUGUGGCGCUGGGUGACACUGCGCCCGCGUACCCUCUGAGCGAGGACUCCGCGUCGGACGGAGCCACAGCUGCGGAGCUGGCGCAGAGAGAGCACGAGGCCCUGGACGAGAGGCUGGCCCAGUACAGAGAGCGCGAGGAAGAGGAAGAGGAGGAGGAGGAUGAAGGGGACGGGAAGCUGCCUGACCUGGAGAAGGACGACAUGCUGGCGCGCAGGACCGGGGCCUUCCAGAAGUCCAGCGGGGGCCCCUCCUUCAACAAGUUCCUCCCCCUGCCGGGGUCUAAGCUGCAGCCCCAGAAGGAUGGGCUUCCGGACAGCCCGAAAGCUAAGAAGGAGGACCUACCAGAGAGCCCAAAAAUGAAGACGGAGCCCAGCCUGGACGGCCAAAAACCCAAAGGGGAGGUGACCCCCAGCAGUCCCAAAGCAAACCCGGAGCUGAGUUCUGCCAGAGCAGAUCUUCACCAUCAGGAACCUGAAGAAACGGCUGCGACCUCACCCCACUCUGGCGCUGAUGUACCAGCAGUGGUGCGUGCAACAGCCUUGCGCCAGAGCAGCUGCGACGACUAUGACGACGAUGGCGAUUAUAACGAAGAGGAGCGUCUGCCCGAUUUGGAGAAAGAUGACAUGCACGCCCGCAGAACUGGAGCGUUCCAGAAAAAGUUGGGGGGCGCGGCACCGAAUUUUAACCUUUUCCUACCCGUGCCUGGAUCCGUCAAAUACAAAGCCCCGCCCAUCUCUAGCCAGUCCUCCCCUUCCGUCAGACCCGUGGAGCAAGAGAAGCCAUCGGCCAGGCAAAGCAGUAGCUCAAGCCUAUCGUGCUCGGCUGAACUAUACCGGGCGCCUAUGGCAACUGCCACCGCGACAACCUCCAUCACCGUGACGACCCCCGGGACCGCAACGCCCAAGGACAGCCCAGAAACGGCUAGGAAGUCCCCCAGGAUGAUGGACCGGGAGGAGGUGUGCAGGGGCAGGAACACGGCCUCUCCCACGGCCGACGCUGGGAGGGACGACAUGUGGACCCGCCGCGCCCUCUCCCCGAGACGGGCCACCUCCAGCCCCACCCACUUCCUGCCUGUGCCUGCCUCCCAGCAGGCCAGAGCAGGCAAGGCCGAAACUGAGGGGGACAAGCCGCGCCGAAGACCCUCCUGGUUAGAUGACGAUCUCCCCCCAAUAUUCAGCCACAGAGCUGCUAGUGUGUCAGAUGAGCCAGAGAGCGUGAGUAUGAUUGACAUGCGCUGUGAAGAGGAAGCCAUUCUGCAGCCGCACAGCCAGGCGCGCCACGAGCUCAUGCACAACCAGUACAACAAGCUCAAGGAGGAGGAAGACCAGUGGCAGGAUGACCUGGCUCGCUGGAAGAAUCGCAGAAGGAGCGCCUCGCAGGACCUGAUCAAAAAGGAGGAGGAGAGGAAGAUGAUGGAGAAACUGAUGAGCGGAGAUGGGAGCCAGUCACAGCGAAGGAAGAGCAUCAAGACCUACAAGGAGAUCGUGGAGGACAAGGAGCGGCGGGAGCAGGAGCUGCACGAGGCGUACCGAAGCGCGCGCUCCCCGGAGGAGGCGGCGUCCAUCCUGCAGCGCUACGCCCUGCGCUUCACCAUCAGUGAGGCUGUGCUGGAGCGCCUGCAGCUGCCCAAACUGCUGGACCGGAGCGUGUCGGCCGACCCCAGCGCCCCCCCGGCCGGCCCCUCCCCCGCCGCCUCCUCCACCUCCACCUCCACCUCGCAGACCCCAGACUCCAGCCCCAUGAAGUAUCUGAGGCAGCAGUCUGCCCCCGCACCCAAAUUCACUGCCACAGUGGAGACCACCCUGACGGGGGUCGCCCAAACCCAGCCCCACCAAACCCAGCCCCGGUCCCACACCCAAACCCAACCCCCGGUCCCUAUCCAGCCCCCGGCCCGCUCCCCGGAACACUCCCCUACCCGCACUGUCCCCAGCAAGGCCGUGCCUCUGCUGACCCCCAAGCCUUACAUCCAGCCCAAGGCCUCGCAGGCCGGCCUCAAGACACUCAAGUCUGACGGCAUGGUGCGCGUGAAUGGGGAGACCGGCGAGGCCUUCAGCAGGCCGGAGAGCGGCGCCGACAGGGUGGGAGGGGCCUCUCCCGUGAGGUCAUCUCUGCCCGCCCUCCCCCGCUCCCCGCUCCGGGCCCCGGGCAGCCCCAGGAAGGAGCCUCCGGGCGCAAAGACCCCCACCGCGCACCCCCCGCCCGCCCCAGAGCUCGCACCCGCUCGGGACGUCCUGCAGGACACCAGCAAGGCACAGGCGCCCCCUGCUGACCCGGCGCAGGACACUGCGCCCUCACGGCCCACGUCCCUGCCCACGGAGCUGCAGAGAGAGGGCGGGGUUUGUGAGGAGGCGGGGCCCCGCUCCGCAGCCCAGCGGCAGAGAGGGGAGGGAGGAGAGAGCACAGCCGCACCUUCUGCAUGGAAAGAAGACAAGCAGGACGAGGGGCAGGCCGGCUCUGGUGUUGCUGCCAUGGCAACGGAACAGAAGUUUGGAGUCAAAACCACGGUUCUGCUGGAGCUGACCCCAAAGCACGAGCAGCAAACGACUGAGCUGUCCAGCAGUGCGAAUCUCAGUAAAUCCCUGGAUUCAGCCCAAAGAGACAGAGACGGACCAGACUCUGGUCACCCAGCAGAGAGCAGAACUGAACCACCCCGACCCAGCUCCGAGGCACCCUGUGGCUCACCUGUGUUAGAGGACCUGGAGAAGGAGAGUCUAACUAUCACAGCGCCGGUGCUGAAUCUGGCUAAGCGGAUCGAUCACUGGUCUUGGGACCCGGAGGAGGAGCGGAAGCGUCAGGAAAGAUGGCAGCAGGAGCAGGAGCGAGUGCUUCAGGUGAAGUACCAGCAGGAGCAGGAGAAGCUGAAGAAGGAAUGGGAGAGAGCGCAGAAGGAGGUGGAGGAGGAGGAGAGGAAGUACCAUGAAGAGGAGAGGAGGAUCCUGGAGGAGACGGUGGCCCCUCUGACGCCCCGCUCCUCCGCCCUGCCCUCGCCUAGCCGGGGCGACCUGCCCCCGUCUGCCGACCCCGAGGACACCAUCGUCCGGUCGCUAGCCGACUGGGAGCGCAAGCAGGAACUGCUGGAGAGGCAGGCGAGGGGUGAGGAGGUGAAACUGAGAGACAACUGGUGUGUGUGUAAUGAAGCAAUGGAACAGAAGACAGCAGUGAAGACGGACGACUCUGAACAGGUGGCAGAAAGUCUGCACCUCCAAAGCCCCAGCCAGAAAGAAGCAAAUACACAGGCUCAGCAGAACGGCCAAAGACCCCCUGUGGACCAGGGCCAGGCCGCCGUGCCCGAGCUGCAGUUCAUCCAGGCCUCCCCCUGGAGCAGCAAACAGCCCCAGAGCCCGCAGCAGCAGCAGGAGGAGGUGUGGAAGAAGACGGCCUCGCUCGACCGCAACUGGACCUCCCAGCAAACACAGCCGGGGGGAGUGAAGAGGUCUGGAUCCUGUGAAAAUGUAGGGACAAGCCCAUCUAAGUCAUCCGCAUGCCCAUCCUCCAUGCAGCCUCAGUCCCCUAACAGGUCGGUCAGUGGGAAGAAGCUGUGCUCCAGCUGUGGUCACCCGCUGGGGAAAGGAGCCGCCAUGAUCAUCGAGACCCUCAGCCUCUACUUCCACAUCCAGUGCUUCAAGUGUGGGAUCUGUAAGGGACAGCUAGGAGACACCAGCACGGGGACCGACGUGAGAAUUCGCAACGGCCUGCUCAACUGUCACCAGUGCUACAUCCGGUCACGUGGUAAUCCAGCCCCGACCCCUGACGAACACGCUGCAAAACACACACCCUCACUGCGCUCGCACGCCCCCGUGCAAGCUGUUGAGCAUGCGCUUACGCAGACACAAACCUGACACUCACCUGUAGAAACUUUGAUCAACUUUGGACCGAGCAAUAAACCCAUAGCAUGUUAAUAUUGACCAUGCUUUUUGGUCAUAUCAUCCCGGUAGAGAAUAUCCAAGGAAAUCUGUUUAUUAAAUGUCUUUUGCUGUUUUUUUUUUUUGGCUAAUUCAUAAGUUCAGCUUUGCUUUUAUUAGACUUGGAAUCAGCUCUGUUCCAAUACUUUGUCUUAUCCCUUAUGGUUUAAAAUGAGCAGGGCUUGUACCUGAAUCCAGCACUACCCUGAAAGCUGUUAUUCGAAAUGCCACACCUGUUACUAGGCAUAGAGAUAUUUGGAAACUUUGGACCUUUGUACCUCAAGCAUUCAUGCGAUUGGUCAUUUCUAGCAACCAUAAGGAAACCUGGUGA
Megalops cyprinoides (Indo-Pacific tarpon) is the source of this 6985-nucleotide messenger RNA. Its product is annotated as LIM and calponin homology domains-containing protein 1-like. NCBI's taxonomy places the organism in Eukaryota, Metazoa, Chordata, Actinopteri, Elopiformes, Megalopidae. The coding region runs from base 253 to 6591 and encodes 2112 amino acids. Gene Ontology annotation, molecular function: myosin II head/neck binding. The transcript has 34 exons. The record is from RefSeq and is a predicted model, not a curated record. Gene Ontology annotation, biological process: regulation of focal adhesion assembly; positive regulation of stress fiber assembly. Gene Ontology annotation, cellular component: stress fiber.